Messenger RNA from Pieris rapae (cabbage white), 889 nucleotides. Its product is annotated as larval cuticle protein LCP-30-like. Gene Ontology annotation, molecular function: structural constituent of chitin-based larval cuticle. Bases 72 to 791 code for a protein of 239 amino acids. The transcript has 5 exons. The record is from RefSeq and is a predicted model, not a curated record. Gene Ontology annotation, cellular component: chitin-based extracellular matrix. Lineage: Eukaryota; Metazoa; Arthropoda; Insecta; Lepidoptera; Pieridae.
AUAAUAGUCGAAAAAGAUAUAAAAAGACAUUGAUGGUUGAAAAAUCAACAUUCGUCUCAUAGACAAUCAUAAUGCGGUCGCUUUUGGUAUUCGGUUGUGUCCUAGCCGUAGCCCUUGCGGCUGAAUACAGAACCCCUGUAAGACCAGCUACUGAUGGUAGGUAUGAUCCCAACCUAUAUGGCUCAGGAAGAUACGAAUCUGGAAAAUAUCAAGGCGGCAAAUACGACAAUUCUGGACGCUACAUCCCAGACAAUUCUGGAUUAUACAAUGGUGAUCGCGGAGACCGAGGCGGUGCUGGUGGUUUCUACACCGGAUCCUCUGACAAGGGAGGACCAGGUGGUUUCUACGUAGGCAACAAGGAUGACAUCGAGAAGUACAGGCCCGAAAAAGAAGUCAGCGUAAAAGUACCAGCCACUGCCGCACCGGUCACCACAGCCGCUCCAGUCACCACAGCCGCCCCUGUCUACGUUACAGUACCCGUAACUUACAAGCCAGUGUACAACACCCCCAUUCCAGUAGUACCAAAGGUCGUCACCCCUGGCACUUACGACUACAAAUACGGAAUCAUCCGUCAAGACGGCGACGUACUCCCCGAUGGCUACCACUACCUGUACGAGACAGAGAACAAAAUCCUCGCGGAGGAAUCUGGUCAGAUUGAGAAAGGCAACGAUUUCGAAGGCAUGAGGGCCAAAGGAUUCUACGAGUACGUCGGUCCGGACGGUGUCACCUACAGAGUGGACUACACAGCUGACGAAAGAGGCUUCAUCGCCAGUGGCGCCCAUUUACCCUAAAUUAGUAUUUAAUAUACAGAUUAUAUAUGCGCAUUAGUACGCAGGUACCUGUUCUUACAAUAUUUGUGAUUCAUGUAAAUAAAGCAAUCUUCCCUAUA